Molecule: messenger RNA, 641 nt
Organism: Danio aesculapii
Lineage: Eukaryota; Metazoa; Chordata; Actinopteri; Cypriniformes; Danionidae
Gene: bik
Product: BCL2 interacting killer
Exons: 6
Coding region: 105-569 (154 amino acids)
Biological process (GO): apoptotic process
Source: RefSeq, a predicted model, not a curated record
GGCGUGGCUGCAGGUAAUCACUGUACUGAGACACAUCACAGCAACACACGCAGAUUAAAGGACGCUGCUGGCGGCGUCCGUUUUAAUCUACAAACAAGGACACAAUGGUGGAAGAAACUAGACAGCAGAAAAACGCCACAUCCCUGCAGGCUGGACCUGCUGAGGUUGACAACAGUAAUCUCCAUGCAUUCAAUAUGAGAGUCACCCAGAUUAUCGGACGACAGCUGGCUCAAAUAGGGGACGAAAUGGACUAUAAAUGGCGCCAAGAACCGCUUGUCCCAUGGCAGAACCUGAAUUUUGGGAUUUAUCCUUAUGUCCUAAGUAGGAGAGUGUUCUCUGGAAGAAUCCUCGCCAAUCUUUGGGGAUCUAAGAUUAUGCCGAUGUUCAGGACGUCCUGGCUGCUUCCACAGCUUCAAAAUGGCUGUCAGGAGGCUAGAAAGUGGGCAGCCUGGGUGUCCAACUUGCAUGUUUCUGACUGGUCUCGCAGCACUACAUACACCCUGGCAUCUGCUUUGCUACUGGUCACUGUGUCUAUCUUCCUUGUAACCUGGAAUGAAUAUGAAGGCUGAAUGUGACAGAGGGGUCAAGAGCUGGUCUUUGGCUCAAAUUUAACCAAUGCUGUUUUACUUUAUUUUGUUUUU